Penicillium cataractarum is the source of this 2013-nucleotide messenger RNA. Its product is annotated as putative ATP dependent RNA helicase. Lineage: Eukaryota; Fungi; Ascomycota; Eurotiomycetes; Eurotiales; Aspergillaceae. The transcript is spliced from 3 exons. Gene Ontology annotation, cellular component: intracellular anatomical structure; catalytic step 2 spliceosome. The record is from RefSeq and is a predicted model, not a curated record. Bases 1 to 2013 code for a protein of 670 amino acids. Gene Ontology annotation, molecular function: RNA binding; ATP binding.
AUGGCUUCUGAGCUGGAACUCUCAAGUGGCUUUAUCCCUGCACUGUACAAGCCAGCGACUCUGCUACCAAUCGCAAGACACAAGCAGAGCCUACUCUACCUGGUCGAGAAAUAUCAGGUCACUAUUGUUGUUGGGCAGACGGGAAGUGGAAAAACAACACAGCUUCCCCAGUAUCUCGACCAGGCUGGUUGGUGCGAAGAUGGCAAGUCUAUUGCUGUAACGCAGCCCCGUCGAGUGGCUGCCACCACGGUUGCGACUCGCGUCGCAGAGGAGAUGCGAUGCAAGAUUGGCGAAGAAGUGGGAUAUUCCAUCCGCUUCGAAGAUGUGACAUCUGCUGCGACCAGGAUCAAAUUCCUCACUGAUGGAAUGCUUCUCAGAGAGGCGUUAGUAGAUCCUCUGCUAUCUCGGUAUUCUGUGAUCAUGGUCGAUGAAGCCCAUGAGCGAUCCAUUAGCACCGACGUUCUUCUGGGAAUUCUCAAAAAGAUCAUGAAGAAACGCCCCGAGCUUCGUAUAAUCAUCAGUAGUGCGACUUUGCAGGCGGAAGAUUUCCUCCGCUUCUUUGCUGGCGAUGAAUACAAGCCAGAUGCCGAUCCAGCUGAUCUAGGCGGCGGCAUCGGGAGAAUCAUCAGCUUGGAGGGCAGGAUGUAUCCUGUUGAUACGCUAUUCCUUGAGAAUCCUGCAGAAGAUUACGUUGAGCGGGCAGUCAAGACUGUUUUUGAUAUCCACGCCCAGGAAGCAGAGGGUGAUGUGCUUCUGUUUUUGACUGGCCGCGAGGAGAUCGACCGUGCAAUCCAGUUGAUAUCUGAGCGUGCUGCAUAUCUAAACCCAAAGGCUCCUUCAUUACUCACUCUCCCACUUUAUGCUGGUCUUACCACGGAUCAGCAGAUGUACGUUUUCGAACCGGCACCCGAGAACACGAGAAAAAUCAUAGUGUCGACGAAUAUCGCAGAAGCAUCAGUCACGAUCGAUGGCAUUGUCUACGUGAUAGACUGUGGCUUUGCCAAGCUGAGAGCUUAUAACCCAAGCACCGGUAUCGAAACCUUGACGGCUGUACCUAUAUCAAAGGCAUCCGCCACACAACGUGCUGGACGUGCCGGCCGAACGAAGCCUGGAAAAUGCUUCCGUCUUUACACCCAACAGACAUACGAGCAACUCCCCGAGGCUACGGUACCAGAAAUCCAGCGGUCAAACCUAGCUCCGAUCGUUAUGCAGCUCAAAGCACUGGGCAUUGAUAACAUUGUUCGCUUCGACUUUUUGACAUCACCACCAGCAGAGCUCGUGAUGCGUGCCUUUGAGCUGCUGUAUUCCCUUGGGGCGGUGGACGAUUAUGCCAAACUUACAAAACCCAUGGGAAUGCGGAUGGCUGAACUUGCCGUUGACCCGAUGAUGGCAAAGGUUCUUCUCGCUGCUCCUUCGUUCAAAUGCUUGAGCGAGAUUCUCACUAUCGCGGCUAUGGUGAGCCUCCAAGGAACGGUGUGGGUACAGCAUGAUGGCGAUAAGAAAACCGCAGAGAGUCACCGACGGAAAUUCGCCGUCGAGGAAGGUGACCAUCUUACCUACCUUAAUGUGUACCAAGCAUUUGUGACCAAGGGUAAGAAAGAUUCGAAGUGGUGUCGUGAUCACCUUUUGAACUAUCGAGCCCUCCUGCGUGCUGUCAGUAUCCGCGGCCAACUCAAACGGUACCUAGAGCGCUUUGGUAUCCAGGUUGACGAGAGUCUCUCGACUCGUCAUAGUGCUGGAAUCAGUACAUCCCCGGAGCAGAUCCAGCGGUGCCUCACGACGGGCUAUUUUGCUCAUGCGGCAAAGAUGCAGCCCGACGGCACUUUCAAGACUGUUAGUGGAGGGUUGACUCUCCAUGCUCACCCUAGCUCUUUGAUGUUUAAUCGAAAAGCGGACUGGGUGAUAUUCCAUGAGAUCAUGCAAACCGGCAACAAGACCUACAUCCGGGACGUCACCAAGAUCGAGAAAAGCUAUCUGCUAGAAUAUGCCCCAGAUUAUUACAGGGUUAAAUGA